AUGGGCUCAGUUGCACAGGGUUUUACCAAGUCUCUGGCGAUGACUAUUCUGUCCGAGAUCGGCGACAAGACCUUCAUCGCCGCCGCGAUAUUGGCAAUGCGCCAUCCAAGGAGGCUUGUUUUGGCAGGAUGCCUGGGUGCAUUGAUCGUUAUGACUAUGCUUUCUGCUGUUGUCGGUUGGGCUGCUCCAAAUCUGCUCUCUCGUACAUGGACACAUCAUAUCACGACAGUAUUGUUUUUUGGCUUUGGGCUUUGGUCUUUGUGGGAUGGAUUUAAAGGAGAUGGGGAUGCUGAUGAAUUGGCUGAAGUGGAAGCAGAAUUGGAUGCUGAUUGGAAAUCUAGUGCUGGAACGAACAAGGAAGAUAGCAAGAAUGGGGAUGAGUCAAAAAAGAAAAGGCGGCCAUUUAUGGCACAGUUCUUUUCACCUAUUUUGUUGAAGGCUUUCUCCAUUACAUUCUUUGGUGAAUGGGGCGACAAGAGUCAGCUAGCUACUAUUGGUUUGGCAGCUGAUGAGAAUCCAUUUGGUGUUGUUCUUGGUGGGAUUUUAGGACAAGCAUUGUGUACAACUGCUGCUGUUGUAGGAGGGAAGAGCUUGGCCUCACAGAUAUCUGAGAGAAUGGUUGCCCUCUCAGGUGGAAUUCUAUUCAUUGUAUUUGGCAUCCAAUCCUUUCUUUCAGACGUCAGCUAA
Molecule: messenger RNA, 687 nt
Organism: Linum trigynum
Lineage: Eukaryota; Viridiplantae; Streptophyta; Magnoliopsida; Malpighiales; Linaceae
Source: the annotation of a GenBank genome assembly